Molecule: messenger RNA, 4999 nt
Organism: Amaranthus tricolor (Joseph's coat)
Lineage: Eukaryota; Viridiplantae; Streptophyta; Magnoliopsida; Caryophyllales; Amaranthaceae
Product: pentatricopeptide repeat-containing protein At1g09900-like
Exons: 4
Coding region: 120-2762 (880 amino acids)
Molecular function (GO): protein binding
Source: RefSeq, a predicted model, not a curated record
UGUUUGGAUUUCCCGUUGUUUCACUUCUAGUGACUGGUUUCAAUAUCAAAACCCUGAAGCACCAAAAACCUUGGAAACACCCACGACCACCAUCUCAAGCAUAGUCAGGAAUCAUCCGAAUGUCUAUGAUCUUCAGCAGCCGACACUGCAAUUUCACCUGGGUGAGUUGUCUUUUUCCUCGCAUAAUCACUUCUCAACUGUACCCGUAUGCUUAUUUUUCUCCUUUGAAUCAUUCUUAUUCUUCAUUCAUUAAUACCCACCAUUUUCUUUGCCAAUUUAUACCUUUCCCAUGUACUAAUUCCAAUGUUAUUAACUCAAAUGAGCGGCGAAGAAUUGUCGUUGGCUUAUCAAGAAUGAUUAAGCAUAAUGAAUUUCAUCUUUUAAUGGGGUUUUCUAGUAAAUUUUGCCCUUUUCUUCUUGCUAAGAUUAUGAAAUUGUUUGAUAAUAGGGAAACUGCCGCUGCAUUUUUUAAGCUGGCAUUUCAGGAUUAUUCUCAUGAUACUAUUAAGCAUUGUUGUCUUGCUGCACAUCUACUUGCAGCUGAUAAUCUUAGGUUGCUUGCCCAGGAUUUAAUUUCAUGGGUUAUUUUAAAAAUUGGUUCUUGCAGAAGUAUGGAGGUUUUUGACCUUAUGUGGAAUCAACAUUCCCAUUAUGAGUCCGAUUUUUCGGUACUCGAUUCGCUUAUGAGGGGUUUUUUGAAUGCUGGGUUCGUUUAUAUUGCAUUAGAUAUGGUCAAACGAAUGAGAGAUAUUGGUGUUAUUCCUAGUUUGUCCGCUGUUAGUAUUUUAAUGAAGUCGUUGUUUAGGGUUGGGGAUUAUGGUAGUGUGUGGAAAUUGUUUAGGGAUAUGAUUCACAAAGGGCCUUAUCCUUCGAAUUAUACGUUUAAUAUUAUGAUUCUUGGUUUUUGUAGAAAUGGUUGUCUUGUUAUUGGAGAGAGUUUGCUUCAUGUUAUGCCGAAAUUUAAUUGCCAACCAGAUGUAAUUGCGUAUAAUAUUUUGAUUAGCGUGUGUUGUUCUAAGGGGAGAACUGAUGAGGGGUUAAUUUGGAUGCAUUCGAUGAUUGAAAGUGGCUAUAUACCGAGUUGUGUUACCGUGAAUACUAUCAUGAAUUCGUUAUGCAAGGAGGGUAAUGUAGCUGCAGCGAGAAAACUAUUCAAUGAAAUGAGUGAAUGGGGACUUAGUCCUAGUAUCGUUUUGUAUAACACCCUAAUUGAUGGAUAUGCAAAAGCAAGAGACAUGGUUCAAGCAAAUAGUUUGUUUGAAGAAAUGAGGAACAGAGAUAUAACGCCUGAUGUUAUAACAUUUAACAUAUUAGUCGCAGGGCACUACAAGUAUGGAAGGGAAGAGGAUGCAAAACGUGUCUUAAAGGACUUUUUGUUUUCAAAAUUGAUUCUUGAUUCUUUGUUAUUUGAUUUUUCAGUCUCGGGAUUAUGUUUGACUGAUCAAUUAGACGAUGCAAUGAAGUUGUUAGAUGAUUUGCUUGAGAAGGGGCGCCCUGUUAGUGUUGUUGCGUUUAAUUCCAUAAUUUCUGCCUAUGCUAAAGUGGGUUUAAUAGACGAAGCGUUUAAAGCGUAUAAGAUUAUGAUUAACUUUGGUUUUUCUCCAACUUCAUCCACAUGUAGCUCUUUGCUUAUGAGUUUGUCGAAGAAAGGUAGGCUGCAAGAUGCCAAGGAUCUUAUGAAUUAUAUGAUAGAAAAAAAAUUUCCUGUAGAUAAAGUAUCAUUUACAGUGCUUAUAGAUGGUUAUUUUCAGAAUGGAGAUUUGUCGGGGGCUCAAACAUUAUGGAUAGAAAUGAACCAGAUGGGUUUAUCUCCCGACGUUGUUGCCUUCUCGACCUAUAUUCACGGUCUCGUUAAAUCCGGCCUUGUGGCGGAGGCCUUAGCUGUUUUUUCAGAAAUGAAAACGAGAGGACAUAUGCCUAACAAUUUUGCAUACAAUUCUUUGAUUUUUGGCUUAUGUCGCUGUGGCAUGAUGAGUGAAGCAUUGAAAUUGGAACAAGACAUGAGGCAAAUGGGUUUGGUUCCAGAUACGUGCACUUUCAAUAUCAUUAUCAAUGGGUUUUGUAAGCAGGGGAAAAUGAAAUCGGCCAUAGCUGCUUUUGUGGAGAUGCAUCGGACGGGUUUAAGUCCUGAUAUAAUCACAUACAACACACUAAUUAAUGGGUAUUGUAAGGCAUAUGACAUGGUUAAUGCUAAUGACCUUGUGGAAAGGAUGCAAUUUGGUGGUUGGAUGCCCGACAUUACCACCUAUAACAUUCGUAUGCAUGGACUUUGCUCUAGUCGGAGGACAAGUCAAGCAAUGACAAUGUUAGAUGAGCUAGUAUCAGCCGGUAUUAUCCCCAAUUCAGUCACAUACAACAUUAUGAUGAAUGGAAUAUGUGGUGAUAUGCUGGAUCGGGCCAUGAUGCUGGCCGCAAAGUUGCUCAAGGUAGCUUUUUUGCCUAAUGUCGUUACUGUAAAUUUGCUGCUUUCCCACUUUUACAAGCAUGGGGUACCAGAAAAAACCUUGAUGUGGGUCGAGAUGCUUCAUGACAUUGGAUUUGAAUUUAAUGAUGUUACAUAUAAGUUAAUUGAUAAGGCGUAUAGUAAUUUGCAAGAAAAUACAGAAGCUUCCGGAGGUUUAUCAGAAAAGAGUCUGUUUCUUGACUUUCUCAUGUAUAUCAACUAUGACUACCUACGUCGAAAUAUGUUUUCCCUUGAACAUCAUCAGCAUCCUGUAGCUUUACUUGAUGAUGGAUUUUGCGUUUCUUCUGUUGCUGGUUAGGGUUAUUCCUUUCCUUUUUGAGUUUCAAUGAAUCAUCACUCAACUAUGAGAUGGGCCAAGUGUAUCCGGUGAGAACUUCAUCACUGGUUGGACCUUGAAAGUAAACAUCUUAGCAGCCUUAAUGCCUAAAGGCCGCUAAAACUUGCGAAAUAUCAUAGACAGAACGACCGGUAGUACCGGAGAUACCAGAAGUUGGAACAUCAUCAUGGCAUCAUAUAUGGAAAUUCUCGGACUUGCAAUGCGUGAUGCUGCAACAGAAUUUAAUAAUGGGCUAGGCCUUUAUGGGGAAAGAUUCAUGUACUCUAAGGAAUGCGACCGCAUUUGGGAGUGGAAGUGCCAUGGUGCCCAUUUCGUAAGAGGAAAGUAGAGCCUUAGUUGGGUGAUUUUGUGACUUUUGAUCGUGCAGUGACGCUUACAGCAGGAGGAUCAUAGGCAGGUGUAACAGGUAUUGGAGCUUCUUUUGCAUUGCAUUGCAUUGAGAGAGAGUGAUGAGGGCGAAGCAUAACCUGUGUCAUACCGCUAUCUUUCGAUUUUGUAGCUCUUGUUAUCUUUUUGUAAACUUUGGCUGUAUGUGUUUUGUUAUGAGGCUUGGUGUCUUCCCUUGUAUAUUUGUAUUUCCGCUGCGUAGUUUAUAACUCUAUAUAGUUUUAAGGAGUUAAGUCUUUUUAAACGCAAACGUCGACACUAGAACCACGUAACAUGUUUGGCAUGUUGAUUUAAGAAGCCAGCGACGAAUCAUUUCGCCGUGGUGUGAGAUUUUAAAGGCAAUGAUGCCGUAGAUUAGUUUAAUGUUUUAUUGUGCUGAUUGCUCUACCACAUGUGCGAUUUUUAGAUGAGAUGCUGCCGAAAUUUUCACUCACCCUUUUAAAGUUAAUGUUUAACGUUUAACUAAAUUCUUUUCCUUUUCUUUUAAGUAACACCCGAAUUUUCUCCCGUCCUUUACGGUUUUGGUUUCGUUAAGGGGUCGAAAAUUCAUGGGUGUUACAGUCCCCUUUGGUUGGUAUAUACGUAUUUGUUUAAUCGACUUAGUCUAAGUUCUCGGUACUAAUUUACUUUCGGUUAAUGUUCAUUGUUCUUACAAUUCAAUAGUAUUCAUUUAAAUUUAAAAUAUUUUACCAUCAAUUAUUAAUAAUUGAACUUUUGUUGUUGACGUGGAUUAGUUCAUUUACGGCGCGUUCGAUUAAUGGUACUAAAUGGUGGUAAUGAGAAUGAUUUAUAGUGUAAAGUUUUAUCAAAAGUUUCAUGUCAUUCCCAUUAUAAUGAAACUUUGAUCACAAAAAAGUUUUUUUGUUCAUAAAUUUUCAUUACCACCUAAUACCACCUCUCUCAAUGGUGAUGCAUUGGAAUGAAAUUUAUAAAGAAAAAUGAGAUGAUUGAAGUUGGACAAGCAUGGGUAUCAAGGUAUCAAUAGAUUUUUUGAUCAAAAAUACUCUAAUUUUCAUUCCCUUUACCACCGUUUAAUACCACCUAUCAACGUGCCGUUAAUAGAUUUAACGACGAGUAACAUGUCUUGGGAUAUUAGAAGUUGGUUCUUCCCUAUGUGCUGUGAGGGGAUUCAACAUGGUGAACGCAGACAGAUUUUGUUUAUGUUGGUUAUGGAUGUAUGGUGCAACUAGUGUUCUUUGCAUGUGUGAGGGGUAAUGUGUGUCAACUUCGGUUGAUAACCUGCCUGAUGUGGUUAUUCAUCGGUGGUUUUUUCAACCCCGCAAUUGAUUUUACAUAUUUACGUGCCCUUAGAAAGAUAAGCCAGAAGAACGUCACUCAUAGCUUCACGCGCAGCUGGAGUCUAUUUCUGGUAUCCCUGCAUUUGCCCUAUAUUUGAUUUUGCAUUGUUUAGAAGUAUUUUCGGGUUAUUUAGCUGUGAAAGUACUUAGUAGCCGACCCCAAUCUUUUGUUGAAAAUAGGCAAACUUAAACUAUUAUUAGUAUAAUAAAUAUAGUAAAUGUAUAUUUACCAUUUAAAAUUUAUAGGAUAAGAGAAAUUCCAGGAUAUUAUAUUUAGCCUCAAGAUAACUAUAAAAGUGUAUUUUUGUAAUGCAAUUAUAAGAUAAUCAGAAAAGAAUAAAAGGUUUUAAAUAAGUGAUUGUACAUUUUUAUAUAAUACUUUUAAUAUUCUUUCUCCUCUUACUUUGUGUAUAUUAUAUUUCUUACAUAUAGGAAUUAACAAAUUUCCUAUUAUUUUCUAUAUGGUAUUAGAGCCAGAAUUAUAAAAUAAUAUAUCUGAAUUUUAAUAAUGAC